UACAUAAUAUCUCCAUAAGGAGUAACUUUUAUCAAUCGUCGUCUUCACUGUAAAGGAUCCUAACAAUUUCUUACUUCCGCCUCUUUUGAUGCGCGGAACCGGAUCCAACCAGCCAUUUUGGUGAACUGAGACAGUGAAAGAUAGCAGAACAGUUAACAGUGUCCAAAGCAAAGAGAGAGGAGAGAGAAAUAGAAAAGAGAAAAGAGAGAAAUAAAGAGAUCUGCUCACUUCUAUUGAAACUACUCGAUGCAUUGCCACUCUGAAUCCAGCUCCUAAGCCUCUCUGGAUAAAAAAGCAGAGAUUUUUCUGGACUCUUGCGGUUACCCGGACUGUGUUUAAUCCGAAAUAGAAAUUUGUCUUGGACUUAGUUCUUUAUUGAAUUGGCACUAAAGAGGAUGUCAACACUGCUUCAUCAUCGCGGAUUAACCAGCGGCAACAGCGAUAGGGAGGCAUUUGACCAGAGUUACACGGAGGACUCCUCUACAAAUGGAUUUGUAGUAGAUCCUACAAAUCCCACCGGAGUUUCUAGAAGCCAUAAAAAUCUAUUUCUUUUCCUCCUCAAGGUAGCUCUCGCUCUUGUUGUUAUCCUCGCUCUUGUUAGCUCACUCUACUGGACAGUUGGUUUCUCUACAUCAUCACAUGAUAUAAUCUUCAGAGGCUACCGGAGACUUCAAGAACAACUAGUUGAUGACCUCUCAGAGAUUGGAGAGCUUUAUUUGGGCGACUCAAGAUUCAAAGAGGUGGAAUUUUGCCCACCAGAGUUUGAGAAUUAUGUUCCAUGUUAUUACAAUGUCUCGGAGAAUUUGGAAUUGAGAGAUUUUGAUGGGUUGUUUGAGUAUGAGCGGCGUUGUGGUAAGGGGAUGCCAAAUAAUCAGAGGUGUUUAGUUUUACCUCCAAAAAAUUAUAGAAUUCCGCUGAGGUGGCCGACUGGGAGAGAUUUCAUUUGGAAGGAGAAUGUGAAGAUCAAACGCCACGAGUUCUCGUCUGGGAGUUUGACCAAAAGAAUGAUGGUGGAAGAAGAACAAAUUUCAUUCAAGUCUGAUUCCUUUAUGGUUGAUGGAGUGGAAGACUAUUCACAUCAAAUAGCAGAGAUGAUUGGGUUAAGGAAUGAAUCAAAUUUCAACGAGGCUGGGAUAAGAACCGUCCUAGAUAUAGGCUGUGGCUUUGGUAGCUUUGGAGCACACCUUUUCUCAAAAGAACUUCUUACUAUGUGCAUUGCUAAGUAUGAGGCCUCUGGCAGUCAAGUUCAAAUUACUCUGGAGAGAGGUUUACCUGCCAUGAUUGGUUCUUUUUCAUCAAAACAACUACCAUUUCCAUCUCUCUCCUUUGAUAUGUUGCACUGUGCUAGAUGUGGAAUUGACUGGGAGAAGAAUGAUGGUAUUUUCCUAUUUGAAAUUGACAGGCUCUUGAGACCUGGGGGCUACUUUAUAUGGACUUCUCCUACAAAUACUCAGAGAUCCUUGCGUGAUAAAGGUAAUCAGAAGAAGUGGUUGUUUAUUCAUGAAUUCGCUGAGAGUCUCUGCUGGGAUUUAAUGUCACAACAAGAUGAAACAGUAAUGUGGAAAAAGACAGCUACAAAGAAAUGUUACAGCUCUAGAAAAUCUGGACCCUCUGUGUGUGAUAAGAGCAAUGAUCUCGAAUCUUCUUUAUACCAACCACUCAAUCCCUGCAUUGGAGGAAGCAAAAGUCAGCGAUGGAUUCCUAUUGAAUUCCGAACUACAUGGCCCUUUCAAGCUAGCUUGAACUCUAGUGAACUUGAUGUUUAUGGGUUACAUCCCGUAGACUUUGUGGAGGACGGAUUGAAGUGGAAUGCAGCAGUUCACAACUAUUGGACCCUUCUUUCACCACUGAUUUUUUCAGAUCACCCAAAGCGUCCAGGAGACGAGGACCCUUCACCACCAUUCAACAUGGUCAGAAAUGUUCUCGACAUGAAUGCUCGGUUUGGUGGGUUUAAUGCUGCUUUGUUAGAAGCUGGAAAGUCCGUCUGGGUUAUGAAUGUGGUGCCCUUGGUUGGCCCCAGCUACCUUCCUCUCAUCCUCGACAGGGGCUUCAUUGGUGUUCAACAUGAUUGGUGUGAAGCAUUUCCAACAUAUCCAAGAACUUACGAUAUGGUUCAUGCUGAAGGAUUGUUGUCUGUUGAAGGUCAUCAGCACCAUAGAUGCUCCGUGCUUGACAUAUUCUUGGAGAUUGAUCGUAUUUUGAGACCAGAGGGUUGGGUGAUAUUCCGUGAUUCAGCUUCUCUUAUUGAAGCAGCCAGGUCUGUUGCUACACAAGUGAAGUGGGAUACACGGGUAGUAGAGCUUGAUGGCAAUAAUGAUGAAAAACUCCUCUUCUCUCAAAAAUUAUUCUUCAGGAGACAGUAACGAGCUACAUAUACAAGAAAAAUCUUGUAAAGUACAUAUAGCAUUCGUUCAUUCAUCGAUGGUGAUCACCCAUAUGUUAUGUCCUACUUCAAGAGAGGACUAGGAGUUUGGAGAUGAGCGAGGAGGACCCGUUUUUUGUCAAAACCACAAAGGUAUCCACACAUUUGUGUAAUUAUACCACAUGCAUAGAGGUGGAGAGUAUAGUGAUAGCCUUGAUUCACCAAUCAUGAAAUUUUUAUACGAAAGUAUGAAACCGUGGAGGUUGAAUUGCUUUUUUUUUUUAAUUCUUGAGGGAUCAUCAAAUAAAUGAUUUGUUGUAACAUGUGAUUCUUAGUCACGAACUACUAUUUUCUCCUUAUACCCACAUUAUUCUGUAAGAUCCUGAUUGUACUUUAUGGACAUACCUGUGAGUCGAUAAUGUCAAUUUAUUUAUUAAUUGUGAGAUAAACUUUUCCCC
Messenger RNA from Asparagus officinalis (garden asparagus), 2820 nucleotides. Its product is annotated as probable pectin methyltransferase QUA2. The record is from RefSeq and is a predicted model, not a curated record. Gene Ontology annotation, molecular function: methyltransferase activity. Lineage: Eukaryota; Viridiplantae; Streptophyta; Magnoliopsida; Asparagales; Asparagaceae. The coding region runs from base 396 to 2363 and encodes 655 amino acids. The transcript is spliced from 9 exons. Gene Ontology annotation, cellular component: cytoplasm.